CUAUUGAGCGGGAAAAUGUAAAGCUGAACGGUGAGAAUUCCCAUAAACACAAGACAGAUCUAAAACUUAAGGAAACUAAAAAUUCAAACACCCGCCGGCGCCUUGACGGAUAAAAAAAUGAGGCCCACCGCACGCGGCCGCAACACUGACUCCUUCCAUCCACCGGCGUCACAACAAUCGCGUGAUUCCGAUGCCAGUUUUGCCAGUAGCCGGCCAUCUUCAGUUGCUAUGGGCCGCGCCGUCUCGGCCUCCGAGCCCUACGCCGACCGCUCGUUCCAAGCGGCGACCAUCCGUUCUAUCAACGUUUUCUUCUCCUCCCACUCAAUUCCUCCUAUGUCCACCAAACACUCUCAAGCACCAUCCGCUAAAGAGCUCUUAAAUAUUCUCACCUCCCUUCUUUCUCUUCUUGGUUUCCCUUGCACCAAACUCGAAGAUGACCUAGGGUUUCUACUGAAAUCUCUUAAUUGCCCCUUCAAAUUCAACAAAUCCACCCUCCGUGCCCCUAAUACUCCCCACAAUUGGCCUAAUUGGCUUGGUAUCAUUCACUGGCUGGUCCAACUUGCAAUCUACUAUGAAAAUUUAUAUCAGAACUCCACAUCUUCUUUUGCUCAAAACAAUAGCAUGACUGAAUAUGCUUUGGAAUGUUAUACACGGUUUAUACGAGGGGAGGAUGAUGUAGUGGAGGUUUUGGAUAAGGAGUUCGUGGAGAAGCUUGAGAAGGAGAGGGAAAAUGUGGUGGAGAACUGCAGGGCUUUGGAGAAGAGUGUUGGAGAACUGGAGGCUCAAGCCGAGCGGUUAAGGACCGGGCCAACGGAGAGGGAAAAGCUAGAGAAGGAAAAGAAUGUGUUGGAAGAAGAUGUAAAGAAGUUUCAGGCGAUGAUUGCUGAGUUUACAGGGAGGGUUGCUGCAUUGGAGAAGAUGUUGGAGGAGAAGCAUAAGGAGUUGAAUACGAAGGAAGAGGAGAGGAAUCGGAUUUGUGAGGAGACUGAGGAGCUUAAGAAUAGAGUGGAGUUGCAAACUUUUAAUGCUAGAGAUGUGGAGAGGAUGAAGAGGGAGAUGCAGGCUGUGGAGAAGGAAAUUGUGGACGCAGAGGUUGCGAGAAAUUCCUGGGAGGACAAGUCUUGGGAUCUUGAUUCUGCUAUAGCGCAGAAGUUUAAAGAGCUUAUGGCACUUGCAAUGGAAUGCAACCAAGCAAUUAGGAGGUUAAAGCUUGGUAAUGAUUUCCAGUAUGUGUUGAACGCCAAAGGUUCAUCACCCGCUGAGGUGAUGGGGAUUGACUACAAAGCUACACUUAAGCCUGAGCUCGAAAGCUAUGCUGACAAAAUAAGGGAGAGUUCUAAGAGAAAGUUUGAAGACUUGAUCGUCCUUCAACAACAAUCAAAAGAAAUGGCUGCCACAAUUGAGGACAAGAAAACCACUAUUGCUACACUUCAAUCCCGUAUUGAUGAAGUCGAAGCCCAAAUAAAUUUAUGCAAGAAGAAAAUGCAGGAAAGUGAUCAUAGAAAUAAUGCUGAAGCCAAGAAAAUGGUUGAGGAUGUCCAAUUUGAAGCUCAUAAUUUAGAUAUUGCAGAAAGAGAAGCAGCAGAGAUUCAAAAGGCUUCUCAACUGAGGUUGCAAGAAACAAUUCAACAAACCGAAGAGGAAAUCCAGAUGCAUGCACGUCAACUCUUUAUGGUGGUUGAUUCGGUGUCGAAAUAUAAAGAACAUGUUGAAUCGAAAAUUUCGGAGAUGAGGAUUAGUCUCUCCGAAACUGCUGUCGUGGUAUCGGAGGCUUAUAAGGGUUCAUUGUCAGAACAGAUCACUGGUGGUGCCAGUGCAAGGUAGUGGUAAGAAGCUGAUAAUCAGUGAUCCUAUGAUUAAGGUUAGUCUUUUCUCUUGUUGCUCAAACAACUAGUUUGCUUCUCGCAGC
Messenger RNA from Hibiscus syriacus, 1909 nucleotides. Its product is annotated as kinetochore protein NDC80 homolog. The transcript is spliced from 4 exons. The coding region runs from base 118 to 1824 and encodes 568 amino acids. Gene Ontology annotation, biological process: attachment of mitotic spindle microtubules to kinetochore. The record is from RefSeq and is a predicted model, not a curated record. Lineage: Eukaryota; Viridiplantae; Streptophyta; Magnoliopsida; Malvales; Malvaceae. Gene Ontology annotation, cellular component: Ndc80 complex.